CGGAAGUUUAAAAUUAUGGAAAUGAACUAUUUUUACUCUUUAAAUGGCUGUUUGAUUGGAACAAUACUUGAGAUAGGAGAUAUGAAAUUACUACCUCGUUUAAUAGCAUUUUCAACGGUGUACCUAUCAGCCUAUAUGUUCAUAUUGUUUUGGAGAAGCCGUUUUUUGCACGGAAGCGUCGACGAGUUUUUACAUUUAAAAAUGAUGAACAAAUUAACCAAACGAAGACAACUUUUUUCGUUUUUGAUGAGACCUAUGAAAAUCAAAGUUGAAACACCAAGAUCGAAUUUAUUAAAUUUGACUGAUCCAGGUUUACGAUGGUCGAUGAUUGUAUUUGUUAAAUCACAUACCUCGCAUCGAUCUCGGCGAAUGUUAGCCAGGAUGUCAUGGGCUUCAUUCGAAUACGUUGAUGGAAUUCGAAUUGAAACUAUAUUUAUAGUUGGUAAAGCUGAAAAUCAAAUAGAACAAUCCCAACUCGAGGACGAAAACAAAAAAUAUGGAGAUCUUCUACAAACCAAUAUAGAGGAAAAAUACUCAAACGUUGGGCUCAAGACAUUAGCCGGAAUGCAAUACGCUGCAUCUCAUUUCCCACCCGAUUGGAUGUACGUCACUGCUGAUGACGAUAUUAUGCCGGAUUUAAAACAUUUCUUAAACGAACUCGAUGAAAUGCGGAAAUCUAACAAGAAUAUUGGGAAAGCAGGCGGGGAAUGCGACUCGAAAAUCGUAUGUGGACUUGGUUGUGUCGUUAGUGCUACACCUAAGCGACUAAAAGACAGCAAAUGGUAUAUUAAUGAAGAAGACUACCCUAUCAUUAUAUACCCAGCAUAUUGCAUGGGCGGUCUUUACGGGAUGUCUGUAAAGUUGGUAAAAGAUUUGUACCGCAUUUCUAGGACGUUGCCAUUUUUCUGGAUAGAUGACGUAUGGAUUACCGGAUUUCUCCGAUUACGUCAUUUUAUUACUGUGAAAUCAGAAUGUCGGACGCCGGGUGCAGAAAUGGGAUUGUGGUCAACUUCGGCUGACGUUUUGUCAGUAACGGGAACCGAAGACAUUUUAAUUCAAGAGUGGACAAAAUAUGUAGCAAAAAUUCACGAAAAACAGUUUAUUCACGUCAAUGAUCAUAAUGGACAUGAUAGCGAAAGCCCCCUACCAUUCGAAUUUAAAGCUUGGUUGGAAUAUGUAUUUCACGAAACACCACAGAAAAUUUAAUCAAAAUUAACAAACGAGCUUUCAAAUCGUUCGAAACCAUCACUUACUACAUAGGUCAAAAAAUUGGGGUUCCGCCCACUUCGUUGAUUAUCACCAUAAAGUCUGCACCGAAUAUUUUUUGCUCUUACAAUACUAAACCGAAUUAAAUAUCUUCAAAUGCUAUUUUUCCGGCUUCGACAAGCAUUUCCCGUGUGUUGAAUUGCUGCUUUCCCGUACACGAUUGUUUCAGCCAUCAGAAUAAAAGAUAGCAAUAUCAAGUUUCAAGCAUAUGGACUGGAUAUAAUUGCUUAUGCAUAUCGUAUUGCAUAUUAUUUUAGAUAGGCAACUUCGUUAUGUUUUCAUGUAUAUUUCUGUAGGCCAUUAUUAAACCGAUUCAACGAUCGCUAGACCAAGCGAAGAAUAUAAGAUAUGAUUUAUCUAUAAACAAAUUCCCUUGGUCCACGAAUUUUCAAAAUGAUUCGUUCUGUUACAGUGAUUCCAUUGUGAUCUUCUAUAUUUUGCAAUAGUUUACAAUUCUUGCCAGUAAAGGUCUCGAUUGUGUGUUUGAUGAUUUGGUUUGUUACUUGUUUUCUUUUAUUAUUCUUACCGGUACUUAUUUUGACUCAUUCUAUUUAUUUAUUACUGAGCGCCUCGCGCACGUAAUACCAGAAGAAUUUCCUGUUAUCGCCCACGAUAGAUCGUAUUAUGCAAUUUAUCCUCCAGAUCAGAAAAUGAUUGUCAUAUAGUAGGAAGCAUUACUAUUAUGGUAUCAUCUUUGAACCAUAGUUGUCAGUGCUCAACUUCAGACUUGAUACUGAGAUGAUAUUCGUUACCUAAUUUGAAACGUUUUAAAUAGGCUUACGCAUAAUGAGUAAACUAUUUAGUCGCUUUGUUCAUAGUAUUGAUGUACCUGCGAUUGAAUGAAAAAAACAAUUUCAUGAUUGACAAUGACGUACGCUUUCAUUCUGUGCGCUAGUAUUAUUUUUCAUAUAAACGAAUUCUUAGGAAAUUCUUCUUCUUUACUAUUUGAAUUCUUAAUAUUGCGAACAAGGUUUUGGAAUUAAGAUUAAGAAGUGCCUUUUAAAGUUAAAUUGGCUUUUGAAUAAAAAUUUAUUCUACGCAUACAAACAUCCAGUCAUUGCACCCUUUGAAAAAUUUUACAAACUUCGCGCCCCCCCUCUUUUUGCUUUGAAAAAAUGCUUUUGUGAUGGCACUAUAAGAGUGUUGGUCUCAUAGCGUCAUUGCUCAGAUUGUUUAGGCAUAAAACGCUUCGGAGUACAACUUCGCCAUUCACUGUCGUAUGUAUAAAGCCACAUAAUGGUUGGUCAUCAUGCAUUCCCGUUUUUGCAAUACCUGGUAAACUGAAAUUAAUUUGUAGGUAAAACUAAACACGCAAUAAACCUAGAUGCUUUAAUGUAUUUUCUGCUUAAACGUUUAAAUAGGGCACGUAAAAUUUCAAUCAAUUGUUUACUUCAUCACUAUUGAGCGAUGCCAAAAUUAUUUAGGGUUUCCCCGGCCCUUGACCGUUGAAAAAUAAAGUCGCUAAGGCGUUUGCGAUUGCAUUUUGUUUAAAUUUCGAUUGUUUUCAUAAGAGUGGCGUGCUAUUUAGUCCGUAAAAAUUUGAUUUCGGUGUUUAUUCUCUUUAACUUUUUUUGUUCUCGAAUGGAACCAUGACAUCUCUGAGGAAAACGAGUUAGUUUUUAUUAUAUAAUCAUCAGCGACGAGAUGCAAAAGAUAGA
This is a messenger RNA of Styela clava, 2924 nucleotides long. Its product is annotated as beta-1,3-galactosyltransferase brn-like. NCBI's taxonomy places the organism in Eukaryota, Metazoa, Chordata, Ascidiacea, Stolidobranchia, Styelidae. Gene Ontology annotation, molecular function: hexosyltransferase activity. The record is from RefSeq and is a predicted model, not a curated record. Gene Ontology annotation, biological process: protein O-linked glycosylation. Gene Ontology annotation, cellular component: Golgi membrane.